Filobasidium floriforme is the source of this 2199-nucleotide messenger RNA. Its product is annotated as armadillo-type protein. Gene Ontology annotation, molecular function: mRNA binding. The transcript has 10 exons. The record is from RefSeq and is a predicted model, not a curated record. Lineage: Eukaryota; Fungi; Basidiomycota; Tremellomycetes; Filobasidiales; Filobasidiaceae. Gene Ontology annotation, cellular component: cytoplasm. The annotation marks the transcript as partial. Gene Ontology annotation, biological process: post-transcriptional regulation of gene expression.
GGUGCGAAGAGCAUGCCGGGGAGCAGGAGGACGAGCGCUAUGGCCCCUGCAGGAGCUGCAACUGGAGGAGAGACUUUCGGGUUGGACAAGCUCAGUUUGAGUACGGGUCAGGUCGGAGAGGGACGGGAGGAGGAUGUCGGUGCUGAAGGAGCCAGGGACUCGGUCAACUUUUUGAACUUGGGUAACGAGGAUGAAGGUUUCGUACCGGCCGGCGCGAGGGAGGCUGGCAAGAUCUCCACCUCGUCCGCCGCGCUCGACCUGGCACCUCUGGCUCAGACCAACCAGCGAUUCCCCCACCGUCCGUUUGACACCGGCUUGAAGACCUCGGAAUGGCCUCAAUUCUCUGGCGUCCCGAAGUCGGCCAACGACGCUGCUGCUGGUUCCGCCCAGGCUUCCACCGCUGCCGGAAACGUCAGCGGUCAGGUCUCGAGCAACGGCACUGGUAACAACAACAACAGUGCCCCGAACGGGACCGCUGUCAGCGCCAACGUCUCUCGACGUGAAUCUCCUACCGGUCCCAACGCCGGUGGAGCGGACAUGUCGGCCUCGAUCGCCUCGCUGCCUCCUAUGCCCAGCCGUUCCGUUCCCGGUACCCCCGGUGCGCCUUUGAACCCCGGAAAUCUCGGAGGUCUGUCGAGUUUCAGGAAAAACGGACCCCCUACUGCAGGGAUCGCUGGAGGACAGGCGCUCGAGGGUCUCUCCGCUAGUCAAAGAGGGUUCUCCAACCCGGAUUUGGCAAAGGCGUUCCAAAAGGUCGGACCUGCUGGAUUCGGCCCUCUUGCUGGAGGACCUAGGAAGCCUUAUGGCCAACCCGACCCUCUGUACGCCGGCAUGGAGGCACCCGGAAUCGCUCCGUUGGGUGGACACCAGUUCGGAGGUUACGAGAACUACGGGUUCGACGAUGACAACUUUGGUUCGGGUGCGCUUUACCCUGGAGGCGGGAUGGGUAUGCGAUCGAAGAAGGCCGACAUGGAGCGAGAGUACAACCGAUUUGCCGGGAUGCGAUUGGAGGAUCUGCAAGGCGAGAUCUUGUCCCUCUCUAAGGACCAGCACGGGUGUCGUUACCUGCAGAAGAAGCUGGAAGAGGAGGCUCCCGAGCACAGGGAUAUGAUCUUUAGGGAAACUUACGGUCACUUCCCGGAGCUCAUGACCGACCCCUUCGGCAACUACCUCUGUCAAAAGCUCUUGGAGUACUCGACCGAGGAGCAGCGCAACGUCAUCUGCGAAUCGGUUGCUAACGAUCUCGUUGGCAUCUCGUUGAACAUGCACGGUACCAGGGCCGUCCAGAAGAUGAUCGACUUCCUCAGCAACCCUAGGCAGCCUAACCAGAUCAGGAGCAUCAUCCUUGCCCUUAGCUUGAACGUUGUGGCCUUGAUCAAGGAUUUGAACGGGAACCACGUCAUCCAGAAGUGUCUGAACCGACUGAUCCCGGAGGACAACCAGUUCAUUUACAACGCCGUUGCCGCUCAUUGCGUCGAGGUUGCUACCCAUCGACACGGAUGUUGCGUCCUCCAGCGAUGCAUCGACCACGCUACCGACUCGCAGCGUGUGCAGCUCGUCACCGAAAUCACCUUCCACGCGUUGACUCUGGUACAGGACCCCUUCGGAAACUACGUCGUCCAAUACGUCUUGGACUUGAACGACGUCCGAUUCAGCGAGCCUUUGAUCCGUCAAUUCGUCGGCAACGUCUGUGUCUUGUCCGUGCAAAAGUUCAGCUCCAACGUCAUUGAGAAGUGCAUCCGUGUGGCCGACCCCGAGCUCCGAAAGAUCUUGGUCGCCGAGCUCUUGAGCCGAGGCCGACUGGAGAAGCUUUUGCGCGACUCGUUUGCCAACUAUGUCGUCCAGACUGCUUUGGACUAUGCUGACCCCGCUCAACGAAUGGCUCUUGUCGACCACAUCCGACCCAUCUUGCCCAUGAUCCGCAACACGCCUUACGGCAAGCGAAUUCAGUCCAAGCUGCAGCGUGAACAACACGGUCACCAGGAUCACUACGGUGGUGGUGGUCCGGGCAGCGCGGGCGGUAACAACGGUGGCGGUGGUGGCGGUUACCAGGGACAACAGGGUAUGAUGAACCUGGGCAUGAACAACUACGGCAACGGGUAUGGGCACGGCGGUCACGGUGGACACGGUGGCAACCACGGCAACCACGGCGGUCGAGGGGGUCACUACUCUCACCCCCGCCACAUGGGCGGUCACCCC